AUGUUCUGGUUCUCGCAGUCUCGCGCAUAUUUGGCAGCCACAGUGAGGCGCAAUCAAAGCAGAAACAGCGACUGGAGAGACGAGAGGGGAACCAACGGCCCUUUGGCUGAGCUGAUUUGGAUUUUGGUCGAAAGAAGCGUCGAUUAAUAAAAUGACCAGAGGAAACCAACGUGAGCUAGCACGCCAGAAGAAUGCCAAAAAAAACAACGACCAGUGUAAAGGGAAGAGGAGCGACGAUGGGCUGUCUGCUGCUGCUCGGAAGCAGAGGGAUGCCGAGAUAAUGCAACAGAAGCAGAAAAAGGCAGAUGGAGGGGAGAAAGGAGGCACCAAGACCAAGUAAAGAAUGAAGUCGGGAGACGAAUUCAACUCAGUGUUAAUAACCUCCCAUGUUCAGCAUUCUUCCUGAUGUUUAUGAGAACGGAUCUGUCAUUUUGGUCUAGCCUCGAGAAUCUAGAAUCCUACAUUCUUCCCUACGGCAAAUGACAUUGCUUGUUGGAUUUGUUAUUUUACUCGGUGAAAUUAUGUCUGAGCAAGUUAGCAGUUGUCCCACGCUGAUGCUGCAUGCAGAGGAGCAUCAGUGGUGUAAGCAGCAGGAGAAAGAUGAACAAUUCUUGACACAAAGCAUCCACGUAACAGUUGUGUAUUUUUGUACAAAAACGUCCCCUGCUGGUUUUAAAUAAAGUAUCUUUUUAGUUCA
Messenger RNA from Siniperca chuatsi (mandarin fish), 697 nucleotides. It is a transcript of the gene serf2b, whose product is annotated as small EDRK-rich factor 2b. Bases 152 to 340 code for a protein of 62 amino acids. Lineage: Eukaryota; Metazoa; Chordata; Actinopteri; Centrarchiformes; Sinipercidae. The transcript has 3 exons. The record is from RefSeq and is a predicted model, not a curated record.